AUCGUCUCGGCAAACGGAACCCACCCAGCUCGAUUUUCUGCUCGGUGGUAGUUUCGGGCGUUUCUGAUUUUUAUGACACACUCCGGAUAUUAAGGCCCCUCGCAACAUAAAACGCGGCUUUUGAAUUAGCAUGAAGAAGCUGUUCAUUUAGCAGAAGUUUAUUAUGGGGCAGCAGGCCAGCUCCGAGUUCGCUGGAAACUUCUUUCGUCAAACGCAGACGUUGAGGGAGCUGACCACCAUAACUUACGAUGGAUUUUUGGCCAAAGUCCGGGAGCUUAACGAAAUAUCCCAGUCGCUGACAGACUCCAGAAACAGGAGCCUAGUCUUUGAAGUCAGAGCGCCCACGGAGACACCCGUGCUAUGGAAAAAAGAAGUUCGCGUUUGCUGCAGAAGAGUGGCAGCUGACAGUGCAAAGUCAGCCCCAAAGACAGAGUCCAUGCGGCUAAUGUCGUUAAGGCAGUUCCUCCAGGCGUACCACACCAUCAAGGCAUACCAUUCCGCCGCCAUGGAUAGCAGUGCCAGCUCGACUGCCGGCACUAAAGCCAAGGGUGCUCCGCCGCCGAAGAACCUCUGCACGUCUGCACUUUUUAAUGGGGUGCUUGAUGUUCCCGAGAGCGAUCUUGAGGAGUGUUGCGUCUGCAUGGAGCGCAAGCCUGAAGUCACUCUUCCCUGCACGCACAGUUACUGCCUCUUUUGUAUCGAGCAGUGGAAUGUUUCGAACACAACUUGCCCGCUGUGUCGAGAGGAGUUUGACACCACGGACGACACGUGGGUCAUUUCGGAAGCGCCAGAGUCGGAGGAGGUUCUCAACGAAAUGCAGAAGGCACUCGUCGAGAUCUCCACGCGCCACAGCGGUGACGAAGGCUGUUCCACGUGAAACCACGGGCGCCGACUUCAUAAACAACUUGUGCAGACUGUUUGCUUCUUCGCGUCGGAACUUGUGCUGACGCAGCGACUUAUUUAACGCGUGAUUGCAGCAUAAUGUCAGUAAAGGCUCUGCACUAAAGAAAAAAAGAUGCGGUUUCCCCAAUGCCAGGCGUGAUGGCCAAUGCUGGUUUUUUGGCCGGGUUUAGCCUAGGCUCUUUCGCUGCGGUCUGUUGACAGCUUAUUUCACGAGAGCCGUAUUGCUGGCUGGUAUAUCCCUCUAUUAAUAGUAAUGUUAUUGUUUAUUUCUACAAAUGUUACCAUCAUCGUUUUUUUAGGUUUGACCAGGUAGGUAUCGAUACCAACUGAGCAAUUUGCAAGGUUUUCUGUUGGAGUUGGCAGCUCGAUCAAGAUGUGUCUAAUUUGGUUCGAGUCUCAUUCAUGCUGAUGUUGAUAUUGAUCUUGACGUCCAACGCGCAGGAAGGAGUGAAUGAAGACGACUAAUGAGGGUCGAUUUUUUUUAACUUUUCGAUGGGAUGAUUGUAGCUAUUGUGACAUAGUCGUUGAAAAUGUUUUGUUUCAUGCACCUUUUCUUUCGGUGGUGUCAUUGCUCAGGGCCAACUUGCUAGAACAGCGUCCCAGCCGAGACUGGGUGAAAAAAAAAACACUGCAAAGGCUGGAUGGAUGGAUGGUAGGUAAUGGCUAUACCCUUUAUAACGGGCAGCAGCUUGCGCCGCCUAGCCUAACGUUUCGUCAUCCCUUCUUUUUUUUUUAAUUUGUAUAAAUUUUGUUUUGUCACAACCCUACCCCCCUCCUUUUUUAAAGUAUUUCCAUUGUUUAUUUUAUUUGUAUUUUUACCCCUCCCUAGAUCUUUUCUACCAAUCUUCCAAUCUCCUCUUAGUUACCGCAAUUCUUUCCCUAUCCAUUCGUCCAUUCAUGUCUGUGAAUCCCAGUUCUCUCUCCGAAUCCAUAUCCAUCCCCCCCCCCCCAAAAGGGUGGGACGAAGCCCCAUGCACCUUGGGGUGUCUUGAGACCUGGUCUGAGUCCCGCUCGGCUCAUGUGCUGGCUUUGGCAGUGCUUUCUUUCACCCAGUCUUAGCUGAGAUGGUGCAUCUAGAAAGCCGGCCCUGGUCUUUCAUCACCACCGUGUCGUGCGAGCUGUCUUGGACUUCCGAAGCUUGUGUGGGUCAGUAAGCUCUUGGUAGCCCACAGAAAGUUUCUCCAACUUCUCUUCUAAGCUUCUAAUAGCUACAGCUUACCUGAAGCUUCACCAAACUGCUUUUGAUCAUAGCUUUGGUUGCAUGCAAAAAACCUGCUUUUCCCAGUUGAUGGAAAUAGCUCGGGCAGCUCUUCAGCAGAGGCGUCUGCUUUGCCUACUUUGUGAAUCGCAUGUAUCCAGGGGUACUGCGAUCUUUUGUUUAACCCGAGGUUCGACAAGCUCAUCUAACCUUCACACUUUUGGCAAAAUUUGACAAGGUUCGACAUUUAGACAGUGUAGCCCGACUUGCCCACAAACAUUUCAAAAUUUUGGAGAAAAUUAGUUUAUAAAGUAUGGUUUCUUUUACAUUUCAGAAAUGUUACCAAUGUUUAUGCAAUAUUAAAGCAAAUAUAUAAUAUUUUAAUGACUUGCUAGUUAGUUAAUUACCCUCCUCCACCAAGUAGCAUCAGCACGUUCUCAAUUUUCGCACAUGUGCAUUUUAGUCAAACUUCAGUUGAGCUUUUGUCGGCCUUUGCAAUAAAAGAAUGCAAAUGUUGAACUUUCUUGAACUCGACCUUUGGUAAGUUUGCAACACUCCUACUUGUAGCUAGUCAAUGGGACAUUUCUGUCCAAAUGCCACCAUACCUAUGUAAAGAUGCCAGGAUAACUAGUGUGAUCGAUAGGUGGUGCAAGAGCAUCCUGGGGAUCUUGGAUGAGUGUCUACUCUGAAGAUUCAUCUUUAUAUCGCUGGUUUUAAAUAUUUAUAUUUGUGCAGCGUGGCUUUUCCCUCAUUUGCUUCCAGUUCAUUGUGAGUCAUCUUCACUUGUACUGAGAGCACUGUAUCCAUUGAAGGAGUGCAUGGGGCUCUAAAGAAAACAGCUGCCGUUUUUUCUGGCACUUUAGGUAAAAACAGAAAAUAGAAUAUUUUAAGUUAGGAUUUUCUUUUGUGUGCUAAUUUGCCAAUGUUUUCCUCGGACACCAUAAGAAUGGUCUACAGUGUGUUGUACGAGAAAUGCUUCCAGUCAUAGGACUUGGCAUCAGAGGUAUUAUUUAUAAUUUUGAAGUGAGUUGGAUGUAGUCAGCUGCUUUCUGACUGCCAGCUUGCCUAUGAUGCUGUUUCAUUGUUGCCUGAUUUACUGCAAGAAGUUGCUGCAGCCUCAAUCUGAUUAGAUAUUAAGUAAAGUUUUUUUUAUAUGUAUUUAGUAGCCUUCUACGAUGCUACUACUGUUUGUUUGCCCUUUUUUUUCCAUUGACUCUAAUGUACUAUUUACACCUUUUUCGUCUCCCUUGCCUCCACAUUCGCUAUGCCAACCUCACUCAUAAUUUUUAAAGCUGUUGCAUUUACUUUACGUUAAGUACCAAAGCUCUGAUAAAGUUUACCGGCAUUUAGUAAAUGCUCACAGUUUAAACUAUUAUGAAAUUGCGCAAAAGGUAACUGCUGUGAUAUGCCUUAGGUUAUUAGCCAACCACCCAACUUAGUUUUGUUCCUACUGUAACCUCAAUUUUUGCUCAAAUUUGAGGUGGGUACUGUAAAAUAUUCUUUGUUUUCGCCUUCAUCGUUCUGCCUGAUGGUAUCCUUGAAGUGUAGAUGGUUGAGCGUGUUGGUUUCUAAUUUACGCUAAGGAAAGAGGGACAUUGUCUGUUUGUCUUCAAUGUCCCCCUUUCUAUCGUAAAGUACCCUUGAAGUUGUCUGCUAAAUACACUUGCGAUGGUGCGAUUGUCUGUUCUGUUUUGAGAAUGCUUGCAGGUCAAACGAAAAUGAAACCAGAAAUCCCAAGAGCAAGUUGGAGUCUGUGUAUAUCACUGGAACCAGCGUAUUCGCAGUAGAUUAUAGAUCUUUAAUUUCAUAAGGGACAAUAAAAAAAGCCCCGCAAUGGCUGCCAGAACCUUU
Molecule: messenger RNA, 3952 nt
Organism: Ixodes scapularis (black-legged tick)
Lineage: Eukaryota; Metazoa; Arthropoda; Arachnida; Ixodida; Ixodidae
Product: RING finger protein 141
Exons: 6
Coding region: 164-877 (237 amino acids)
Biological process (GO): protein autoubiquitination
Molecular function (GO): ubiquitin-protein transferase activity
Source: RefSeq, a predicted model, not a curated record